Molecule: messenger RNA, 1175 nt
Organism: Diospyros lotus (date-plum)
Lineage: Eukaryota; Viridiplantae; Streptophyta; Magnoliopsida; Ericales; Ebenaceae
Exons: 9
Coding region: 197-1084 (295 amino acids)
Source: RefSeq, a predicted model, not a curated record
CUUCCUUCCCCCUCUCCCCUGCGUUGUGCGAUCCUACAUUGCGUAGCGCCUUCUCCCUCUCUCUCGCCCCCGCCGCGCCCCCCCCCCCCCCCCAAAUCGCCUGCUCUGUUCGUUCUCAUUCCGCCACUUUCUCUCUCUAGAGAACUCUCUCUCUCCAGAGCCUUCUUUCUCUUGAAUUUUGUUCUUAUAGAACAAAAUGGAGUACGAGAACCUUUACAGGCAGGCUCAGAGGCCUAAAUAUGACUGCCUUCUAUUUGAUUUAGAUGAUACUCUCUAUCCCCUUAGUUCUGGUUUGGCAGCUGGAUGCCUCAAGAACAUUCAAGAUUACAUGGUUGAGAAGCUUGACAUCGAGCAGGAGAAAAUCCCAGCUUUGGGCAAUCUACUGUACAAGAAUUAUGGGACAACAAUGGCAGGCCUUAGGGCAAUAGGGUAUGAUUUUGACUACGAUAAAUACCACAGUUUUGUUCAUGGGAGACUACCUUAUGAGAAUCUAAAACCCGACCCUGUUCUAAGAACUCUUCUGCUUAGCUUGCCUAUUCGUAAAGUUAUCUUCACAAAUGCAGACGGGGCGCAUGCUGCUAAAGUUCUGAGUAGACUUGGGCUGAAAGACUGUUUUGAAGGGAUUAUCUGCUUUGAAACUCUGAAUCCCAUUCACAAGACCACCGUAUCUGAUGAUGAAGAUGACGUUAAGUUUGUGGGCCCAACAUCAGCUACCAAAAGUAGCAACCAAAUCUUUGACAUUAUUGACCACUUUUCUCAGCCUAAUCCAGGAUCAGCAUUGCCAAAAACACCAAUUUUCUGCAAACCAUCAGAGGAUGCCAUUGAACAAGCUCUCAGGAUUGCCAAAAUCAAUCCCCAGAGAACGCUAUUCUUCGAUGAUAGUGUGCGAAACAUACAAUCAGGAAAGCGUGUUGGCCUGCAUACCGUGCUGGUUGGCACUUCACACAGACCUAAAGGGGCAGAUUAUGCCUUAGAAAGCAUCCACAAUAUUAGGGAAGCAUUGCCAGAGCUCUGGGACGCUGACAAGAUGCCUGAAGUCAGUUACCCCGGCAAGGUCGCGGUGGAGACAUCCGUGACAGCUUAGAAGUUAGGAUCUUCUUCCCAAAUUCCUGUCUGAUGUAGAUGUCUUCUUGUGAUUAUUAAUUAAUUAAUAAAUCAAAGAUCUCAUUUCCUAA